UUUUCUGUCUUCUUUUUGUGAUAACUAAUUCCUAUAUGCUUCUUCAUCUCGUUCUAGAAGCACAGCAGGUUUGCCGGGAUACUGAAAUUAGCAUUUGUACCAUAAAAGAGCUCCUGGAUAACUAGGUGAUUUGUAGAUACAGAAGCUCAAAUACAGCGCUGUUGCUUAAUUAAGAUUUAUCACUUUCCUUUGCGACUUUUUGGAAGUUCCUUUCGUGUGGCCUGUGAUACUACUUAGUUUGUCAUUCUUUUCUAGAUUAUGUUACUUUGUAUUUUCUGGCUUUUUUCCUGUUCUUUGAUUUCGCUGCUCCUUUUGGAAACCUUUUUCAUGGCUGGUAAUUUGUUCUAGCAACAGUGAUGUUGAACCUUUGCGGUCACUCCCAUUGACUGACUUCUCUUUCGUGACACAAUGGCACUGUUGAACGGAGCUUGUGUGUCCUCGGGGGAAAAAGGAGUUUCAUCAGUCAGCUCCCAGAUAUUGACUAGCUUGUGUUACUUGGGCAAUGCAGUUGGGCAGGUGACUUGGCUUUCUGUUAACAGACAGUCUCAUUCACCACAACCACAUAUAUACGUGGCCGUCUGUCUCAUUCACCACCAUACUGGCCAGCUUCCAUUGUUGGCUGGGUCCUGUGCUUUCUUCACAGGAUGACCAAGUCUUCAGUCUCUGUAGACAUAUGCCCGUCCAGACAAGUUUGUAUAAUAGACUGCCAACCUACUGCUGACCCAUUCUACUAUUGCCAAUCUAUACUGCUGACUAAUGACCUCCAUUUUCUUGCCAACGCAGCUGACAUCUCAAGAGCAGUAAAUCUUUUCUAUAAUAGACAUGCUGGCUGUUCGACUGGAGGGGCAAACACAGAGUCUAUCCAGCCACACCCUUGAGCGAUGGCACCACAAUACAAGCUCUCAUGUUUGACAGCUUUGCAUAUGCUGCUAUGCAUAGCCAGUGCAAUCAGCCCGGAAGGAGAAGCACUCCUCCGGUGGAAGUCCACUUUGCUCAAUUCCACCUACCUGUCAUCAUGGUCGCAUGCCGAAUCGACCUGCAAUUGGUUCGGCGUCACCUGUGGCCAUGCCGGCCAUGUUACCGCACUCGACCUAUCCUGGUUAAGCCUCAAUGGCACGCUCGACGCCUUGUACUUCCCGGCGUUCCGGAACAUCACCACACUCGACCUCUGUGGCAACAACCUCGUCGGUACCAUCCCAGAAAACAUAUCGCUGCUGCUCACCUUGACCUACCUGGAUUUGAGCAACAACUAUUUUGUUGGUGUGACCCCCCAUCAACUCGGCAAGCUCCCAUGGAUUCAUUACAUCGAUCUGGGAAAUAACUACUUAACCAACCCAGACCCUGCCAAGUUCUUGCCUUUGUCCACCGUGCAGACCUUACAUCUAAAUGAUAACAAUCUCAACGGCACUUUUCCACAGUUCAUCCUGAACCGCACCAAUGUUAGGUUGGAGGACCUCGACCUAUCAGGUAACUUCUUCUCGGGUUCAAUACCUGAGACUCUGCCAGAUAUGGUUCCAAAUUUACUAUUUCUUGAUAUGUCCUCCAACAUGUUCUCCGGACUCAUACCGAGUGAAUUCGGUAACCUUACUAGUCUUGAGUCCUUGCACCUAUCGUGGAACAUGCUAUCUGGAGGUUUGCCACCAUCCUUUUCAAUGAUGGGCCAAAUUCUAAACUUUGAUGUUGGGAACAACCACCUUCUCAGUGGCAACAUCCCACUAGAAUUGUUUUCAAACUGGACUGAACUUGGCUUUUUCAGUAUUGCAAACAACUCCUUCACCGGAAGCAUUCCACGGGAGAUCAGCAGAUGGGAGUCCCUGCAGUACCUCCUCCUUUCUGGCAACUGCUUCAACAGCUCAAUCCCCGCGGAGCUAGGAUCUUCCCUGCGGGUGCUAGACUUGUCCAAUAACCAUCUUACAGGCAUGAUACCAUCGGGGUUUGGUAAAUUAUCAUUCUUAUUACAAUUCCUUGACCUUAGCAGCAACCACUUGGAGGGAGAGAUUCCAGCGAGCUUGUCGCUCCUAUCUGUCAACUACAUAUUCUUGUUCGGUAACAGGUUGACAGGUGUCAUCAACAAGGAUUUCUGUAAGCAACGUCAUCUACAGUUCUUGGACCUAUCAAACAAUCUCCUGUCUGGAAUGCUCCCUGGUUGCUUAUGGAACCUGCCUAAUCUUACAUACAUGGAUUUGUCAAGCAAUGCCUUUGUUGGAGAAGUCACAACCUUGACGAAUGAUGCUUCUCCAUUAGAAUCAGUACAUUUGUCCAACAACAGCUUCUCUGGAUAUUUUCCAUCUCUUAUAAAGAACUUGGAAAGCUUAGUAAUUUUGGAUCUUGGAGACAAUAUGUUUUCUGGCACAAUUCCUUCAUGGAUAGGAGCUAGCCUCUCUAUGCUAAGAAUUCUCCGACUACGGUCAAAUAUGUUUCAUGGAAGUAUUCCUUGGGAGGUAUCACAACUCUCUCAUCUCCAGUUGCUUGACCUAGCUGAAAACAAUCUUACAGGUUCUAUUCCAGUAAGUUUCGCAAACUUUACUUGCAUGAUAGAGACAACGCCAGAAAUGGAUGUAAGUGCUAUCCUUGCAAGCUUUGAAACAUUCGGGGAUAUGCCUUAUAUGUACACUGGUACGCAUUAUUCAUAUGAUGGUCAGAUGGACAUAAUCUGGAAGGGACGCGAUUAUACUUUCCAUAAGACAAUUACGCUUAUGACUGGUAUUGAUCUGUCAAGCAACUUCCUUUCAGGUGAGAUUCCUGCUCAGUUAGUAAAUCAUCAAGCCCUGCGGUUCCUGAACCUAUCAAGAAAUAAUUUAUCCGGUGGUAUCCCAAAAAACAUUGGGAGUUUGAAAAAUGUGGAGUCUCUUGACCUCUCCUGGAAUAAACUCUCGGGCCGUAUUCCUCCAAGCAUAUCAGAUUUGUUGUGCCUAAGCUUGCUCAAUAUGUCCAACAAUCUACUAUCAGGAGAGAUACCUACAGGCAAUCAGCUCCAAACACUCAAUGACCCGUCAAUAUACAGCAACAACCUGGGACUUUGUGGUCUCCCCCUGAGCACUCCAUGCAAGCAUGAUUCAAGUUCUGCAACAGUGCUGGAUCAGCCAAAUGAACAUGACCAUGAACUUGAAACUUUGUGGCUGUACUACUCAGUGAUUGCUGGAACUGUCUUUGGUUUCUGGAUAUGGUUUGGAACAUUGUUUUUCUGGAACAUCUGGAGGAUUACGUUCUUCAAUUGCAUCGAUGCCAUGCAGCAGACUGUUAUGCAAAAGAUGGUGUCUACCUGGCAGUAUGACACUCUGUUUCCCGCUUUUAGGCGUUCAUGAAGGAUUUAUCACGACCUCGGUUGUGACUCCAUAGACAAAAAUAGAAUUUCUUUUCCGACUUUUACUUUAUAUGCAGCGGAUAUAGAUGUAUUGUUCAUGGCUGUUCUAUUUGUUCUCUGUCACCAACAAACAGUUCUCUGUUCUGGUGUGAACAAAAUUGACCUUUUAUAGUUUUGUAACAAUAUGGGAGAGACCAAUUUGGUACAUAUUUGUAUUAGGUUCUGAUUCUCUCAAUUAUGUGAGUUGUAGUUAUGUACGAUAGUGUCAAAAAUGUCUUAUAUUUUGAUAUAGAGGGAGUACGUUUCAUGGUUGCGGUCUGUAGUUUUUUUGAGCUUUGCUUCGGUUGUUUGUAUAGUUGGUUUGAUUCUGUGAAUUGUGUGAGUUGAACUGUAUGAAUUAUUUGUGUAACUGGAUAACAGUGGGUGUGUGUGUGUCUUGCAUAUAAAUAGUGCAUUUUUCAUC
Molecule: messenger RNA, 3767 nt
Organism: Aegilops tauschii subsp. strangulata
Lineage: Eukaryota; Viridiplantae; Streptophyta; Magnoliopsida; Poales; Poaceae
Molecular function (GO): protein binding
Source: RefSeq, a predicted model, not a curated record